This is a messenger RNA of Oryza brachyantha (malo sina), 1437 nucleotides long. Its product is annotated as probable protein phosphatase 2C 7. The record is from RefSeq and is a predicted model, not a curated record. Gene Ontology annotation, molecular function: protein serine/threonine phosphatase activity; cation binding. The coding region runs from base 163 to 1320 and encodes 385 amino acids. The transcript has 9 exons. Gene Ontology annotation, cellular component: cytosol; nucleus. Gene Ontology annotation, biological process: protein dephosphorylation. NCBI's taxonomy places the organism in Eukaryota, Viridiplantae, Streptophyta, Magnoliopsida, Poales, Poaceae.
CACCCUCUCGUGGCUCGCGCCCAUCCCCACCGCCGCCCCUCCGCGCGCGAAUCUAGAACCUUCUAGAUCCUCCACUUCCCGAUCGAACCGCCUCGCUCGUCGCCGUCCUCCUGCUCCAUCCGAUCGGGAUCCCUCCAAGGUCUCGGGCUGGAGGCGAUCCAGAUGGUGGUGCACGACGGCGGCGUGGAGGAGGACCAGGAGGGCUCGAGCUCGCCGUCCCCUGCUGCCACGGCAGCAGAGGCCGUGGCGGCGAUAGCGAGGGCGGCGCGGCCUCCGAGGCCUGGGAGGGACAAGCGGCUCGGCGUGCGGCACCCGCUCAAGCACCGGAGGUUUCGCGCGGGGGGCAAGACGAUGGUGGAGGCCCGGCGUGCCUCGUCGUCCGCGCAGUCUGUGGCGGGCGCCAGGGAGGUCGGGGAGGCGACCACCGUGGCGGAGGCGACGGCCAUUGCUGCGCCGGAGGUGGGGGAUGAGGUUGAGGAGGCUAGGUACAUUUGCGGCGGAUGGAAGAGUGAUGAUGGAAGAAUGAGUUGUGGAUACUCAAGCUUUAGAGGGAGAAGAGCAAAUAUGGAAGACUUCUAUGACAUAAAAUCAUCAAAACUUGUUGACAAACAAAUAAAUCUCUUUGGGAUAUUCGAUGGCCAUGGUGGUUCACAUGCUGCUGAGUAUUUGAAGAAGCACUUGUUUGAAAAUCUUCUGAAACAUCCUUCUUUCGUUACAGAUACAAAAUUAGCAAUAAGUGAGACCUACAGAAAAACUGACUCAGAUUUCUUGGAUGCUGAAACCAAUAUUAAUAGAGAGGAUGGGUCAACUGCAUCAACAGCAAUUUUGAUUGGUAACCAUCUAUAUGUGGCAAAUGUUGGUGAUUCACGAACUGUGAUGUCAAAGGCAGGCAAAGCUAUUGCACUCUCUAAGGAUCACAAACCAAACAGAAAAGAUGAGAAGAAACGGAUUGAGAAUGCUGGAGGGCUUGUUAUCUGGUCUGGGACAUGGAGGGUGAGUGGUGUACUUGCAAUGUCUCGGGCUUUUGGUAAUCGUUUGUUGAAGCGAUUUGUUGUUGCAGAUCCUGAGAUUCAGGAACAAGAAAUAGAUGAUGAUUUGGAGUUUUUGAUUUUGGCUAGCGAUGGGCUGUGGGAUGUGGUGUCCAAUGAGCAUGCCGUUGCGUUUGUAAAGGCGGAGGAGGGCCCUGAGGCUGCAGCCCGGAAGCUGACUGAGAUUGCUUUUGCCCGUGGAAGCACCGACAAUAUAACAUGCAUCGUUGUAAAUCUUCUCCAUGAUAAGAUGGACUUAGAUUCGGCGGCGUCGUCUGUCGAACAAAGUUGAUUUCGUCUUUUCUGUUUCUUUUAUUAAUAUGGACAUUGUUGGCAUCAAUCAUGGUGCAGCUUGACCUAUACGGCCUCCCCAGGGGCGUCUAUAUAUAUAUAUCUGUUGGUUCUGUGA